Molecule: messenger RNA, 1136 nt
Organism: Phycodurus eques (leafy seadragon)
Lineage: Eukaryota; Metazoa; Chordata; Actinopteri; Syngnathiformes; Syngnathidae
Product: LHFPL tetraspan subfamily member 7 protein
Exons: 3
Coding region: 369-1136 (255 amino acids)
Cellular component (GO): membrane
Source: RefSeq, a predicted model, not a curated record
UCCCGCGGAGCAGACAGGAGCGCGCAGGAGGCGCAGGAGGCGCAGGAGGCGGAGUCCCACGGACGGCGUUGUCAUUGGCCGCGACGAAAGUGCUCCUCCACCUGCGUGGAGGCGCCACAGCUGCGCGCCCACUUGUGGGUGUGACAAACAUUUGGUGCUCCUCGGUUGGACACGACAUGACCGGGUUUUUGUGCUGCUGCUGAUAGGCUUUGGAGCUUUUGGGUUCUCCUCCCCGCUCAAGAAGCGGCGGACCCACAGAGACACGCACGCACUCAGCGGGGCUUCCACGGCGGCCUCCCGUGGCGAGGGAUGUUUGGCAUGUGUCGCGCACUGGGGCGCAGGUAAGCUUUGGUGUCUGUGAGCUCCAAAUGCAUUUACUCGUCCCGGGACGGGAGAAGCGACAAGAAAAAGAAGACGAAGAAGAAGCCGGGUGCGGAGUCAGCGUGUGCGUGGGCUUCGCGCCCCACGUUGCCGCCACCAUGUUCAGCUGCGUGGGCUGCUUCUGGGUGCUCCUCUCCUCCGCCCUGGUCGCAGUGUGCAGUUUCAGUUUCAUCUCUCCUGCGUGGAUUGUGAAGGAGCAGCUGAGGACCAACCACCACCACCAUCACCACCAUCACCACCACCACCACCACCACAAUCAUCAUCAUCACAAGGACUCGGUGAGCUUUGGCUUGCUGUGGCACUGCUCCGAGUCUCUGGACCACAUGUACCGCUGCUACACCUUUGGAGGGCUUGGCAAAUUUGCUGAAAUCCCGUCCAGUUCAUGGCAGACCAGCGCAGUGCUGUGCUCGGGAGGAUGCGCUUUGCUGGCUGUCAGCUCCCUGAUGGCCAUCAUCACCAUCUUCCUGCCCGGCGGAGGUUGCGAGAGGAGGAUCUGCACCCUGGCUGGAUACACGCAGAUGGCCGCAGUGUUCAUCAUGGCUGCAGGACUGCUGGUCUACCCCUUCGGGCUCAACUCUCCACUCGUCAGGUCCUUCUGCGGAGACUCGGACGUCUACAAUGCCGGCGAGUGCCAAAUCGGCUGGGGUUACAUGCUGGCCAUUGUCGGCGUUAUGCUCACCAUUUUUUUGCCCUUUUUUGCAAAAUAUGCACCAAAGGAGCAAUUGUCUCCCACCCCCUUGCCCGCUCUCUUAUAG